Molecule: messenger RNA, 441 nt
Organism: Puccinia graminis f. sp. tritici CRL 75-36-700-3
Lineage: Eukaryota; Fungi; Basidiomycota; Pucciniomycetes; Pucciniales; Pucciniaceae
Exons: 2
Coding region: 43-441 (132 amino acids)
Source: RefSeq, a predicted model, not a curated record
CGUCAUCCUCGGGCCAAAUCACAUAACCCUCUGUCGAUCAAAAUGGCAUCACUGAUGUGCUUCACAUGGCUCAUUCUGGGUGCAGUUUUGGUCGAAGGAAUGGAAAUUAUUAGUAGUGGAAGCUCUGCAACUCGAACUACCUUUGGCGGCAGUAGAAUCGCUAAGGAAGCUGGGCCUGAAGAAUUAGCUUCCUCCCUCGCUCAAAAAGCAAAUCCAGUUUCUUUGAAAAAUCCAAUCGAAGAAGGUGGAAGCCUGGGCAGGGGAGAGCGUUCCGAAACCUUGAAACCACUACCAACUCCGAGCGGGUUCACUAGAUGGACGGGCAGGGCGAAAGAAUCAUUUUAUAAAAUGAUGGAUCGCAUCACUGAAUCAUUGAAACGUCUCUUUCCAAAAAAAGAUCCACUUCUUAGCCUCUCCCCCCGCUCUUGUGAUGCCACUUGA